AUGUCUGCCUCGCCCCUCACGCUUGUCGUGCGCCCGCGUGGUCGUCCGAUCAAGAACCUCCCCGAGGCGAUUACUGUCAACCCGGACGCCCCGACUGCAGACAUCUUCAGGGAGAUUGCCAAGGCCUCAAGAUUCGACAUCAACCGUCUGAGAAUCACAAAAGGCAGCGAUGGCUCGCCCAUCAACAAUGUGGGAGAAGUAACGGUGUAUGACACAGGCCUGAGAAACAAGAGUGCUAUAGAUGUCAAGGACCUGGGCCCCCAAAUAUCAUGGCGAACCGUCUUCAUCGUCGAAUACCUUGGUCCGCUUCUAAUCCACCCACUCGUCUACCUCGCCCGCCCCAUCCUCUACGGCACCUCGGCGCCCGCCUCCCAACUCCAGAAACUCACCCUCGUCAUGUGCGUCCUCCACUUCGCAAAGCGUGAGUACGAAACCGUCUUCGUGCACCGCUUCUCCUCCGCCACCAUGCCCGCGCGCAACAUCUACAAGAACAGCGGAUACUACUGGCUCCUCGCCGGUCUGAACCUCGCCUACUGGACCUACAGCCCGACCAGCCCUGCCGCGAAGCCCUCGUCCCCACUCCUUACUUACCUCGGUCUCGCUCUCUUCGCCGUUGGCGAGGUCUGCAACUACAUGACGCACGUUACGCUGAAGAAUCUGCGCCGGCCGGGCAGCACCGAGCGCGGGAUCCCGCAGGGUCUGGGCUUCAGUCUCGUCACGUGUCCGAAUUACAUGUUUGAGGCGCUGGCGUGGGUUGGCGUUGCGCUGGUGAAUUGCAGUCUCAGCACCGUGCUGUUUAUUAUCGUGGCGGUUGGGCAGAUGGGCGUUUGGGCGUGGAAGAAGGAGAAGCGUUAUCGCAAGGAGUUUGGUGACAGGUAUAAGCGCAAGAGGUAUGCCAUUUUGCCCGGGAUUUGGUAG
This is a messenger RNA of Plenodomus lingam JN3, 918 nucleotides long. RefSeq lists its product as uncharacterized. The record is from RefSeq and is a predicted model, not a curated record. Gene Ontology annotation, molecular function: oxidoreductase activity, acting on the CH-CH group of donors. Gene Ontology annotation, biological process: very long-chain fatty acid biosynthetic process. Lineage: Eukaryota; Fungi; Ascomycota; Dothideomycetes; Pleosporales; Leptosphaeriaceae.